Messenger RNA from Coccidioides immitis RS, 1497 nucleotides. RefSeq lists its product as uncharacterized. NCBI's taxonomy places the organism in Eukaryota, Fungi, Ascomycota, Eurotiomycetes, Onygenales, Onygenaceae. The coding region runs from base 1 to 1188 and encodes 395 amino acids. The record is from RefSeq and is a predicted model, not a curated record. The transcript has 2 exons.
AUGCUUCCCUUAGGAGAGACAGUCGCUGUCAUUGACAAGUCCGGGAAGGUGGUUAGCUCGAGCAAGCACCUUUUCGGUGUCUUCAAAGAAGCCAGAUCCGCCUAUCGAUCUCGAAAAGCAGAGAUCCACGCUGAUCAGCGUGCCCGACAGGCUGAGCGGGAGGCUCGACGAGCCAUAGCUAAUUUCGAGUUCCAAGACGGCCGGUCGACAACUUCGUCGAGGCGCCAUAGAUCAAAAUCCGUGGUUCGACACGGCGAUUGCUCCAGCCGCUACCAUGGAGAGCCCCGUAGGCCUUACGAGGAUCUACAUUCAGUUGCAUCCUCGCGUCGAUACGGACAGACAGAGCUAGCGCGCCGUCACACAUCGGGAGAAAUUGGUUUUGCCCAGCCACCACCACACCUACAGCCGACAAAUCGCUCACAUUCCGAACCGCACAUCGAUAUGGAUCUUGCAUAUGGCGAAUUCCACCCGUCAUCCCUCGAGCGCCUUCAGCCUCAAGAGCCGGAUCCCGAGCUAGAUGGUCUAGUGGGCAAAGUAAAAAGCCUACUGAUCGAGGCAGACUGUGCUCACCAUUCGGCGUCGGCUACAAUCGCACACUUACAAAAGAACCCGGACGCUAUGGCCGCCGUUGCUCUUACGCUCGCAGAAAUCAGCAAUCUCGUAAAAAAGAUGGCCCCAACGGCGCUAGUUGCCCUCCGGAACAGUGCUCCAGCCGUCUUUGCACUUUUAUCCAGCCCGCAGUUCAUGAUCGCCGCUGGUGUCGGGAUCGGAGUAACCGUGGUGAUGUUUGGCGGCUACAAGAUCAUCAAACAGAUCACAGCCGCCAAGGAGGCCAGUGCUCCCGAAGAGCCGCAAGCCCACAUGGAUGAGAUGAUGGAAAUCGAUGCUUCCCUCAGCCGUAUUGAAAUGUGGAGACGUGGAGUGGCCGAGUCCGAGGCCGAAAGCUGCGGCACUUCGGUCGAUGGGGAGUUCAUUACGCCCACUGCAGCUGCUAUGUCGGGUAUAUAUCUCCCACAGCGAGUUAAUGACUUGCGAGAGCCCGACGAUGCAUCGAGCUUUUCUCGACACUCCAAGACGUCUAGGAGCUCUAGACGAUCAAAGUCUUCGAAAAGCGGGGAGAAGGAUAAAAAAAAAAAAGAGAAGAAAAAGGCCUCGACUCAACUGAAGCUCCUGUUUAAGAAGUUAUGAUUGUUUUGUCUUCACCGUCACGAUAUAAUAACUAUACCCCAUGUUGUUCUACGCUGCAGGCGUUUGGCGGCACUCUUUUUGAAUAUUUUCUAUUUUCUACUUUUUCUUUUUUUCUUUUCUUUUUUCUUUUUUCUUUUGAAUCUUCUCUUCAUUUACGCUCUUUGAGAUUUCCGCAUAUAUUUUUCCUGCUUGACGUUGUGAUGACCUUUCUUAAUAUUUUCCCUAGAGCUCUUUUGAUAUACAACAUGCUGUACCCACGGCCUCUGUCCAGAUUCAUGUACAAUCCAAUCUUUAUUUUUUUUUUCUCUA